AUGACUUCAAAUGAUAUAAUAAAUGAACCAAAUGAUAAUGAUACAUCCUCAAAAAUAAAAGAAAAUAAAAAUGAAGAAACCGGGAAAAAAGUAAUAGACAAUAUUUCUCUCGAAAAUGAAAGUGACAACAAUUGUGAAAACAGAGAAAAACGAGAACGAAGUUUAUCUAACAGUUCUUAUAGGCGUGGAAAAAAAAAAAUGUGUUGUUGCCAUGAAAAAAGCAUGUCAAAAUGCUCUAACAAAAAUGAUAAAAGUAGUUCAUCCUCUAGGAGCAAAAAUACGGAUACUCUAAGUACUGCUUCAACAGGAAUUAUUGAAUAUGGAAGUAGCUCAAAAACUAUAAAUGAACCAUUUAAAUUUUUCAUUGGAGGAAUUCCACAAAAUAUUACAAAUAAAUAUAUAACCGAAUAUUUUGAAAAAUAUGGACCUGUGCAAAAUGUAGUUAUCGCACAAGAUCACGAGACAAAAAGGAACAGAGGGUUUGCCUUUGUAACCAUGUCAUCUCAUAUAAAUAAAGAUCAAAUAUUAAUGGAUUCUCAUGAAUUGAAUGGGAAACGAGUGGAUGUUCGUGAGGAACACAAUACAACACCCUCAGAUAUUCAAAGAAAAAUAUUUGUAGGCGGAUUAAGCUACUAUUGGACUAAAGAUACUUUAGAAAGGCAUAAACAAUUAAAAAAUAAAAUAAAUAUAUAUAUAAUAGAAUAUUAUGCGAUUAUGCAGAUAUUUGUAUGUAUGAGAACUUAUUUUUCGGCAUUUGGAGAAAUAGAUAUAGUACAAAUUGUUGUAGAUUCUAGUGGUAGAUCUCGAUGUUUUGGUUUUGUAGUUUUCACAAAUGAAUCAUCAGUUGCAAAAGUUCUCAAGCACAAAAGGCAUAAAAUUUAUGAUAAAAUGGUUGAAGUUAGAAAAGCCGAACCUAAGAAGCCAAAAAUGUCUAUAAAACGACAAAAUAAUAAAAGUCAUUCAAAAUAUUCCCACCUUCCUCCUUUUAUGGGCCCUUUCCCUUAUAACAAAGAAAGUAUGAGUCAGUGGGCAAAUUUUAUGUACAAUGCAUGUGGAGUACCCUUUUUAUUUAACCAAAGGUUUCAAAACGUUCCAGAUUUUUAUUCCAACUAUAAUUAUUAUCCAAAUUCGAUUGAAAAUAUGCAACAACCGGAUUAUAACAAUUAA
This is a messenger RNA of Plasmodium berghei ANKA, 1167 nucleotides long. Its product is annotated as RNA-binding protein, putative. Gene Ontology annotation, cellular component: nucleoplasm. NCBI's taxonomy places the organism in Eukaryota, Apicomplexa, Aconoidasida, Haemosporida, Plasmodiidae. Gene Ontology annotation, molecular function: RNA binding. The record is from RefSeq and is a predicted model, not a curated record. The coding region runs from base 1 to 1167 and encodes 388 amino acids. The transcript is spliced from 8 exons. Gene Ontology annotation, biological process: regulation of gene expression.